Euleptes europaea (tarantolino) is the source of this 822-nucleotide messenger RNA. RefSeq names its product nudix hydrolase 5 (gene NUDT5). Gene Ontology annotation, biological process: nucleoside phosphate metabolic process; ribose phosphate metabolic process. Lineage: Eukaryota; Metazoa; Chordata; Lepidosauria; Squamata; Sphaerodactylidae. Gene Ontology annotation, molecular function: ADP-ribose diphosphatase activity. Gene Ontology annotation, cellular component: nucleus. The transcript has 10 exons. Bases 1 to 747 code for a protein of 248 amino acids. The record is from RefSeq and is a predicted model, not a curated record.
AUGGGAAUGCAAAAGUUCCCAGAAAUAAAGCAGGUGAAAAAAGGCAGACUUUGUGCUGGGGGUGACAGACCAGCAGCCCUGAAAAUGGAAGAAGAAGCAUCCACUCAGGCUCCGAAAUCCACCCAGGAAUCCAUCCUUAAAGAAGAGACUAUUACAGAGAGAAAGUGGGUGAAGCUUGAACAAACAACGUAUGUCGAUCCCACAGGUAAAACAAGAGUAUGGGAGACUGUAAAGCGCACAACCAGAAGAGAAGGGGUUUCAGCUGAUGCGGUCACUAUUAUUCCUGUGUUGCAAAGGACUCUCCACUAUGACUGUGUGGUUCUAGUGAAACAGUUUAGGCCUCCCAUGGGUGCGAACUGCUUGGAGUUCCCAGCAGGCCUAAUUGAUGAAAAUGAAACUCCAGAGUGCGCUGCUUUGCGGGAAUUGGAGGAAGAAACGGGAUAUAAAGGGGAUAUCCUUGAGUGCUCUCCAGCGCUGUGUUUGGACCCGGGCUUGACCAACUGCACGUCACACAUUGCGACCGUCACCAUCAAUGGGGACAUUCCUGUCAAUCUGAAGCCCAAACAAAGGCUUGGUGAAGGAGAAUUUGUGGAAGUAGUUACGCUACCGAAGAAUGAUUUCUUGCAGAGAAUUGAGGAGCUGGUGGCAGUAGAGCACCUUAUAGUGGAUGCCAGAGUUUAUACUUAUGCUUUGGCCUUGAAGCAUGCAACAGACACACCGUUUCAAGUACCAUUCAUGAAAUUCUGACGGUGUCAUUUUUAGUCCUUUGGAAGCUUUUCCUUUAUCACGUCGAAGGGCUGUGAAGAUCCCACAAUGGCAACU